Messenger RNA from Tigriopus californicus, 3703 nucleotides. It is a transcript of the gene gudu, whose product is annotated as outer dynein arm-docking complex subunit 2-like. Gene Ontology annotation, molecular function: protein binding. The record is from RefSeq and is a predicted model, not a curated record. NCBI's taxonomy places the organism in Eukaryota, Metazoa, Arthropoda, Copepoda, Harpacticoida, Harpacticidae. The transcript has 12 exons. Bases 368 to 2581 code for a protein of 737 amino acids.
AUAAUCACAAUCUCUCUCGCAAUGCCAAACAGAAAAGAAAUAUUUAAGUGACCCAUUUUUAGUUAUAAUCUGUUUUCGAGUAUUGCUUUGAUCAGAUCUGAUUGCCUCGCCAACUCUCCUUCUUGGUCCCUUUACUUUCCAAAGUUGACAGUUGACCCCUCCUCAACACAAAAAUGGAACUCUCAAAGGUAAUAGGAUGACAUGAGAGCAUUCUGGUAUUGAUCAAACAAAAGGAAAAUGUAUCCAAGGCUGGACUACACAUCAGCUGUGUGAGUGGAACAGGGAACCAUCGGUGAUCCAACCAGCAGCAAAAGCAUCAUCAUUGACAUACUUUGUUUAUUGUUAAGGGACGAUUAGUAGUUGUACCAUGCCUCAAUUUGACGGUGGUUCCGGGAACUCUAGAGUGGGAGCCAAGAACUCCACGGCAUCACUUUAUCGGGACAGAGCCAAUUCCAUUUCCUCUCGAUCGAUUGUGUCACAGCAUUCUAGGACAUCUAACAAAAUCAAGAUCCUACGAGCGGGUUCACCGAACUCGGAGGAUGACGCCUCCACCGGGGAUUCGACCUCAGAUGAUGAGAACUACUCGGAUAUGAAGACACUCACGGCGCAAGGGGAAAUCCCUCAAGACUUCUGGCAGAUCCAAAAACUCAUCCGGUACUUGAAGAUUGGCAACCAGACCGCUACCGUCAUCGCUCUUUGUGUCCUCAAUGACUUUGAUCUGACUAAGGAAUAUGCUCAAUUGGCCAUAAUGGACGCAGGUGGACUGGAGGUCCUGUCGAACUUGUUAGAAACCGACGAAAUGAAGUGCAAAGUCGGAGCUCUAAGGAUUCUUCGCCGAAUCACAGUACAUCCUGCUAUCCGGAAGAAGACCACUCUCAUGGGAGGCAUCGACCUUUUGAUCAAGAUCUUGUCUGACCCGGACCCGAAACUUCAACUUUUGGCCGCCGAAACUAUGGCCAAUUUAGCCAAGUUUCGGAAUGCACGCACCAUCGUGCGCAAAAAUGAAGGCAUUCCGAAACUGAUCGACAUUUUGGACAUUGAUCUGGCCAAGUUGCCGAAUGAUAUUGAGCAUUUGGACGACCAUUCCAUUCCGAUUGUAUUGCAAGUAGCACGGGGUAGCGCCUUUGCUCUGUGGUCCCUCUCUAAAUCUAAACGGAACAAACUAUGCAUAAAAAAGGCCGGGGGUCUUCCGCUUCUGGCCAGAUUGGUCAAGCUCCGCCAAACGUCCAUCCUCAUUCCAGUCAUAGGCACCCUUCAAGAAUGUGCCUCUGAGAAGUCAUAUUGUUUGGCCAUGCAGUCGGAGGGAAUGAUCGAAGAUCUGGUUCGGAACCUGUCCAAUCCCAAUCCUAAAUUAAAGAUGCUCUGUGCUAGUGCCAUCUUUCGGUUGGCUGAGGAGAAGGAGAGUCGCCAAUUGGUGAGAGCUCAUGGUGGAUUGGAACCUUUAGUGAUCCUGAUCGACGAGACCGCCAAUCAUGAGAAUAGGCCUCAUAGUGGUCACCCAAGCCAAUGGUCCAGGAAGGUCUUACCUCCAUCCAAGCCCUCCAUUCAGGAUGUCAUCCACAAAUUUGACGACCACCACAAUCGAGAGCUAAUGGCUGCCGUCAGUGGAGCCAUUUGGAAAUGUGCCUUUUCCGCCGAAAAUGUGACCAAGUUCCAAGAUCUCGGUUUGGUGGAAGUGCUCAUCAGGAUCCUCAAAGACAACUGCGAUGCUUUGGAUGAUCUGCAGUUCAAUCCACAGAAAAUAAGCGUGCUCACCAAUGUUGUUGGUGCUUUGGCCGAAUGUGCGAAAAAUGAGCAAAAUGUCAACGUUAUCAAAGACGAGGCGGGCUUGGAGCCCCUCAUCAAGCUCAUAAACACCACUCAUCCGGAUCUGUUGGUAAAUGUGAGCUUGGCUUUGGGGCGAUGCGCUGAGGACAAGAAUACCUUGAUCAACAUUCAUGAAUUGGACGGAGUUCGCUUGAUUUGGUCCCUACUGAAAAACACAUCGGAUCGGGUUCAAGCCAGUGCUGCCUGGGCCUUGAGUCCGUGCAUUCGUAAUGCCCCCAAUUCCGGGGACAUGGUGAGGAGCUUCGUUGGGGGUCUCGAGCUCAUUUGUGGUCUCCUCGAGUCAAGAGAUAUCCAAGUCUUGUCAGCCGUUUGUUAUGCCAUCGCUAAUAUUGCCAAGGACAAGGAGAAUCUGGCGGUGAUCACAGAUCACGGAGUCAUUGAGAAGUUGUCGCGCCUGGCCAACACUGAUAGUGAUCUCCUAAGAGCAAAAUUGGCUCAAGCAAUCGGGAAUUGUUGCGAUUGGGCGGGUAAUCGGGCGUUGUUCGGUCAAUCGGGGGCUGUGGCUCCUUUGGUGUCGUACCUUACCACAACAGACCUCGAGGUCCAUCGUUCUACUUCCGUGGCUUUGUACCAGCUCAGUAAGGACCCUUGGAAUUGCGUGACCAUGCACCAAAACGGGGUGGUACCCCAUCUCCUCCGACUUAUUGGGUCCCAAGAUGAAGACGUUCAAGAAGCCUCCGCGGAUUGUUUACAAAACAUUCGGAAACUGGCUUUGGCGUGUGAAAAAUUUCGCUAUCAACAUUUAAAAACGUAAUUGUAUUAGGCCUUGAUGCAACAGUUUUGUGUGAAUGAAAUGAUGUGGAGUUAAUUUGUGUUGGCCCAUUUCUUGCCCCCUAAAAAGACCAAAUUUCAUCCCAGUGUCUCGAGUUUCUGACAUUUUUCUUGAACUGUGUGCAAACUUGAAGACGCUCUUCCUCAAAGUCAAACAAAUGCGGCGAAACGGUAGGAACAAAACAUAGUUAGGAACCGGUGAAAAAUGUCUUCGAAGAAUAUCGCGCACUUUGUGCUUCAAGCUGAUAUCCAUUUUGGGGAAGUGUCGAAAUGAAAUCAACGAGAGUACAGUUUUGGAUGGUUUACCAUUGCAAUAUUUGAAGAGAACUAGGAAUUUUGGACAUGUGAAUUGUUUCCUAAUACAACUAUUUAGGUAACGGUUGCAAGUGUAACUAUCAAAGUCGGACCAGGGUCCCUUGACAUUUUCACCAUCCAUUCGUUUUCCGCUCAAAUACUCUUUUGUGUUAGUAUCAAUCAAUAUUGAUGGUUUUAGGUACAAUACUUCUUCUCAAUGCUGUGAAUAAAUGUUUUGUUGUCAUUUUUGGUGCAAUGUAGCAUUCUUUAACGUUUUUGCGAAUGCGUUUUGAGAUCAAAUUUGCAGUGCAAGAGUGAUCAUCCUAUCAUUAAUAUUAAUCAAAGGACUCAAUUAUGUCGCAUUUUUUUUAUUAAGUACAGGGUAUCCAAGCAACAGCAUUUGUUUUGGGGGUCAAUUGCACGCCUGGAUUUCAGCGUUUUUGAUCAAGAACAUUAUUUCUUAAAUUUAAAUCUCUUGUCUCUUGAGAUAAACAUUCCCUCGACAUUAUGAUCCCUCCAAUCCAACAUUACAUCUUGUUGACAAACAUAACAAUUACAUUUUAGGUCGUUACUAUUGUAUGAAUUAUUGAUUGUUGUAAUGUAGAUAGUUUACACUUUUGGUUCCAUUUCUUUCAUCGCAUUGAAUAUGAGUUAAUCAUCCUCCCCAAAAAAUGUUGGUGACUUAAUCGUAUCUCUCAUGUUUCAACUUCUUAGAUCCUAUGUCAUUAUUUUUUCGGCGUAGUUUUUCAGAGUCGAUUGACUCUGUUUUGAGUUGAGAAUGAAAAACGUAAAAAAUGUUUUCAACCACGCC